UGGGGGCCUGCUGCGGGGGUUGGGGGCUCCGCGGCGCGGCGGAGGAAGCGGGUCCGGUGUGAAUUGCUGCUGCGAAGCGCGGCCUGUGGCGGGGCGCAGGGCGGGCAGCUGCUCCGCCGGAGAUCGCCGGCCGUGGGACCGUGUGCUGCCGCCUCUGCGGAGCCGCAGGAGUGCGAUUGGCGCCGUGGCGGGGCUGGUGCCUGAAUUAUUUUGGACAAAGUGACUCUUUAAUACAGUGAUCACAGUGGUAGCUGUUACUCUGUCGACUACCUGGCUGAGGUCCAAGGAAGGUCAGAUCCACUGGAACAUCAAGAAGGAAACAAGAACUCUGAAAUCAUGGCAGGGAAACCCAAGCUGCACUACACCAAGGGAAGGGGGAAGAUGGAGUCAAUCCGAUGGCUGUUAGCAGCUGCCGGGGUUGAGUUCGAGGAAGAAUUCAUAGAAAAGAAGGAAGACCUAGAAAAAUUACGCAAUGAUGGAUCCCUGAUGUUCCAGCAAGUGCCCAUGGUAGAGAUUGAUGGGAUGAAGAUGGUGCAGAGCAGAGCCAUCCUCAACUACAUAGCAGCAAAGUACAACCUCUACGGGAAGGAUCUGAAGGAGAGAGCCUGGAUUGAUAUGUAUGUGGAGGGAACAACAGACCUGAUGGGAAUGAUCAUGCAUCUCCCUUUUCAACCAGCUGACACAAAAGAAAAGAAUCUUGCCUUGAUCAUUGAACGAGCUACAACCAGGUACUUUCCUGUUUAUGAAAAGGCCUUAAAAGAUCAUGGGCAUGAUUAUCUUGUUGGCAACAAGUUAAGCUGGGCAGACAUCCAUCUGCUGGAAGCCAUUUUAAUGGUAGAAGAAUGUAAGCCUGAUGUACUGUCUGCAUUCCCUCUGCUACAGGCUUUUAAAGGAAGAACAAGCAACAUUCCAACAAUCAAAAAAUUCUUGCAGCCUGGCAGCCAGAGGAAGCCACCACCAGAUGAGAAGUCUGUUGCCAAUGUGAAGAAAAUAUUCAAUAUGUAAUCGCGUGGCUGCUGAAAUUAACACAACUGCAGUGUAUUAGCAGAGCUGUGCCUUGUUAAGUGUAAACUGCAUAGAUGUGCUCUGUAGCUUGCAUCAUGUGAUAAUCAUUGAAACAGGAUACACUUUUAAAUUGGAGUAGAAGACUGAUUUGGACCUGUUGAGUCCAGAAAGUGGUAUUUCAUGGAGCAGUUACACGAAAUAAAAUAUGCUGAUACUUUG
Messenger RNA from Columba livia (rock pigeon), 1224 nucleotides. RefSeq names its product glutathione S-transferase. Gene Ontology annotation, biological process: glutathione metabolic process. NCBI's taxonomy places the organism in Eukaryota, Metazoa, Chordata, Aves, Columbiformes, Columbidae. The transcript is spliced from 8 exons. Gene Ontology annotation, molecular function: glutathione transferase activity. The record is from RefSeq and is a predicted model, not a curated record. Bases 337 to 1005 code for a protein of 222 amino acids.